GAGGCUGUCCUUGGCUAGCCGAGCUAGCCACUGCGAGCUAAGCAACGAAUACGAACUCUCUGCUCUCGGUCUAUGUGAAGUUUACGGUCCUGUGAUUGUGUGGCCUCCUGCCCCCCCCCUCAGGUUAAGGGCUCAGGGUUGGGCUAAUGUCAUUCAGUCAGGGUGAGAAGGGGGGUCUAUCUCAGGCUGCCCCAAACGACAACACCCAGGACCUGUUUGACAGCCCCACUCAGACUGUGGCUGCAGAGAAAACACCUGAGGAUCAGGUGAAGGUUUCACCCGUGGUGGAGGAGGCCUCUCCUUCUUCCACAUCUUCUUUUGAGAUGCUUGACAUGGAAGCGGUCCCAGCUCCUUACCGAGAAGUGCAGCCUCACUGGUUCUUCUGCCGACGUGCCGAUGACAACACCUCUUGGCUUCCUUUCAGCACAGAAGACUCAGACAAACUAGAGAAUGCCUGCAACACUGUAGGAGAUGAGGAGGAGGAUGUGGUGGUGGCUGUGGAUGGACAGCGAUAUGAUGUACGUGUCAAGGAGAGGAUGCGCUACGCUGUGUAUUGGGAGCAAGCUCCCACUGAAGUCCGCCGCUGUACCUGGUUCUACAAAGGAGAUAAAGACACUAAAUUCAUGCCUUACCAGGAGGACUUCAGCAAAAGUCUGGAGGAUGCAUAUAUGAUAGCAGUGACCUUGGAUGAAUGGAAAAGGAAACUGGACUUUCCGACUGGAGAGACUGUCAUCUUACACAAUCCCAAGCUGAUAAUGCAGUAUCAGCCAAUAGGAUUGCAAGAUGAGUGGGUUUCCACCCCUUCCGAGCAGACUCGACCGCGAACUGUCAAGAGGGGAGUCGACAAUAUCUUUGUAGAAAUACCUGACGGGGAAUCAGAAAAGGUGGACCAUCUCGUCUUUAUGGUGCAUGGCAUCGGCCCUGCAUGUGACUUACGCUUUAGAUCCAUCAUACAAUGUGUAAAUGACUUCAGGAGUGCUUCCCUGUCCCUCCUGGCCUCACAUUACAAACGAGCUCAGCAGGAUGGCCAGGUGGGCCGAGUGGAGUUCCUCCCAGUCAACUGGCACAGCGCUCUGCACGGGGACGCCACUGGUGUGGACGAGGACAUCCAGAGGAUCACUCUACCCAGCAUCAGCAGGCUGAGACAUUUUACCAACGACACUUUGCUGGACUUGUUUUUCUAUAACAGCCCCACCUACUGCCAGACCAUAGUGGACACGGUGGCCUCAGAGAUCAACAGACUGCACACCCUCUUUAAGCAGAGACACCCAGAAUUCAAUGCAGCAGUUUCAGUAGUGGGCCACAGCCUGGGUUCACUGAUCCUGUUUGACCUGCUAACUAAUCAGAGAAAUGGAUCGCAAGCCAGAGAAGGGGUGCCUUCUGGUGACCUCUGUCAUCUGAACCCUGGUACACUGGAGCAGACUCUGAACAGACUGGGCCUACAGCAAUACCUGGAUAUCCUGAAGGCCGAAAACCUCGACCUUGAAUCACUGGCUCUUUGCCAAGACAGUGAUCUCAAAGAUUUAGGCAUUCCUCUUGGACCCCGGAAGAAGAUCUUAAACUACGUCAGGAGGAAGUGGCUUCCAGAGGACUGUAAGACAGAGGCAGUACGUCAGCUGUCGGGGUUACAAGUUCCACCUCAAGCCGCCAGUGACGAUGGUAACCAGCCUUCAGGAGUGACGCCUCAGCAGUCCCAGUUCCACAGAACGCAGUCUGUCACCAGUGCUGUAGACUAUGAGUACUUCGAUGUCGGCAUUGGACAGGUAUCCAUUGAUUAUCCACAGCUGGCAUUCCAACCUCAGACGUUUUUUGCGUUCGGCUCCCCAAUUGGAAUGUUUCUGACUGUACGAGGGCUUAAACGCAUCGACCCAAACUACACCUUCCCAACCUGCAAGAGCUUUUACAACAUCUACCACCCAUAUGAUCCUGUUGCAUAUCGGAUAGAGCCCAUGAUUGUUUCAGAUGUGGAUGUGGAGCCCAUGCUAAUCCCUCACCAUAAAGGCCGCAAGAGAAUGCACCUGGAACUGAAGGACAGCUUGACCCGCAUGAGUAUGGAUUUGAAGAACAAUGUACUGGGAUCAUUACGGACAGCAUGGCAGUCCUUUGCCAGACUACCUGUUGCCGCUCUGCCCCCGGUGGAGGAAGGAGAAUCUACAGUGGAGAGAAACCUUCAGGAGACACAGGCGGUGUGUGAGGAGGCAGAGUCCUCAGUGUCACCAGAGCAGCCAGAGCAGCCCGAGAUUAAGAUGGGAAUGCUGAAUGGAGGAAGACGAAUUGACUAUGUGCUUCAGGAAAAACCCAUUGAGAGCUUCAACGAGUACCUGUUUGCCAUCCAGUCUCAUCUGUGUUACUGGGAGUCGGAGGAUACAGCGCUCCUGCUACUGAAGGAGAUUUACGACAAGCUAGGUGUGGCCUUUGAACAGCCUCAACAGUAAUAAAGUCGUAUGAAUGUAUACUUGCUUGCAUGACAGUAAUCUGAAAGUAAGAAAAUGAAAUGAAGGACAGCUGACGGAGCCAGAGGCUGCACAACCCUCUUCCAGAAUGCCUUACUGUCUUGGUGUUACCUGAUUGCCACAGUCGCUCCUCCUCUGGCAGUGGGCAUUUGACUGCAGUCAGGUGAUCUUGGUUCAUGUACGCCAGUCAAAAACUCUCUUUGCAGGAUUGGAGUCGGUGUCAGUUGUUUCAAAUGCACCCAAACAUCAUCGUCCUGCUCCUGGUCGCACUUUUUUGAGUCAUUCUUUUACUUUACUGUAAUUUGCACUUUCAGUAACUAAAUACCGUCAAUACCAGAAAACGCACACAGUACUUCCAGUACGUACUUAUAUAUUGUUUAUUGCUUGGCAUUGCAUGUGGAAUUCAUUUUUAAGUGAAAUUCAUUUUCAACUGGCAUUUCUUUGUAAUUGACGACAAAAAAAAAAUUCUUUAAAAAUUCCAGAAUGUCAUCAAAAUUAUAGAUUGUAAUAUAAUUUUUUUUUUUUAUUUCCCAGACUCUAAAAAUCAUAAAUGUAGAAUUCUAAUUCACUAAAAUGUUGUUUGUGUGUUCAACAGGGCAUCUGUUUUUGAAGUUAAAGCUCUCUUAACCAAGUAACCUCUAGCAUAACUUAACAUAAGACCAGGUUAGAGUAUUAUUUAACCUUACAAUGUUUGCUUUCUGAUUUGGAAAAUGAAGGCUGAUAUUUUGUCUGUUACAAGUUUCCUGGCAGCUCUGUUGUCUGUGCCCGCAUCAAGGCCAUUUGAAACUUAAAUUUGCUGCUCCUACAUUUGUGCAAUGUUACAGUAAUGUUGAUGUCAUGCCUGCCAUUUCACAAACAUACUGUACUUCUAUACUGGUACUGAAGAUUAUGGUAAUGGUCUUCUCUUCACAUUUUUGUUUGAUUUAAAGUAUGUAUGCCACCUUGAUCAUAUCUACCAUGUGUCUGAAAGAAGAAAUCCUAAUGAAGAAUUAUAUCAGAACUGAAAUACGGAAAUGCAGGUGCUUCAAAAGAUGACCUGGUUGUCUUUUCACAGUGUAAGUGUGUGUGAUUAUUGUAUUUUACAACACUGUGUAAACUGUACAAAAAGGCCGCUCCACCCUCUAUCCUCCAGGUCUGUGCCAUUCCUCCGUCGCCACUCUCUUCUUUCUGCUAUUUACAGUCAACCCACAUAACUUUAUCUUGCUUGAGUCCAUAAACGUAACAUACUGUUUAUUCUAAGAUCUCAUAUAGACAGUCCUAACUUUUGCAUUAUCUAAGGGCCAAAAGAUACAUGUUCCACUUAUCUGUUCCUUUGUAUCGAGGUAUUGUAAUUCACCUUUUGUAUCUGUACUGCAUGCAAUUCUUUGUAAUGUGAGAGCAGAGAUUCUCAAAAUAUUCUGGUCCUAACCUAAUUGUAGGUCUCAACAUUUCCAUCACCUUCAUGGACCCAGCAAUAAGAAUUUUCAUAUAAAAAUUUUCAUUUGAAGAGCAUGAUAAAAUAAAUUAUAUAGAAAGUGUGUGUUCCAAAGCUAUUCCAUCUAUUUUAUAUAUAUAUUAAAAAAAAUACAUACUUCAAAUAUCAGUAUAUUAUAAAUAAGCCAAAUCUGCAUAUCAAAAAAACACAAGGUCCAGAUUACGAAGUUCAGAAACUGUGUGUUAGAAUCAUUUGUUAUGCACUGUCAGGGCACCACAGCCCCUCCACCAAAGCUCUGAACGAGCUGUUUCUCAGCCCUCUGGGUGUAAUAGCUGCACAAUUAAAAUAACCUAUUGGGGUUGUUCAUUUUCUUCUUUUAGAAAUGCACUAAACACAAAGUUACCAUGACAAUGUUUUCUUAAACCUCACUAUUCUCUUUGUAAAUGAUAGUGUCUGAACAGUAAAAACAGGACUUUGACUCUUGGACUCUUCUUCAUUAACAGAACUACUUGUUGUGAUAUUUGAUACUAAUGUGCUGACACAUACCAAAAAACAAACAUUUCCCUUCCUGAAUACAUACCCAUUGAAUGUGGUUACAUGUUUUGUGUGCCAUAAUAAAACAUUACAAGUG
This is a messenger RNA of Stegastes partitus (bicolor damselfish), 4498 nucleotides long. RefSeq names its product DDHD domain containing 2 (gene ddhd2). The transcript has 18 exons. The coding region runs from base 147 to 2435 and encodes 762 amino acids. The record is from RefSeq and is a predicted model, not a curated record. Gene Ontology annotation, cellular component: COPII-coated ER to Golgi transport vesicle; cytoplasm. Gene Ontology annotation, molecular function: protein binding; triacylglycerol lipase activity; metal ion binding. Lineage: Eukaryota; Metazoa; Chordata; Actinopteri; Pomacentridae.